AUGCCAAAGGACGAGAAACAAUAUCCUCUAUCUUUCAAAAAUAUAGUACCUCAAACCAUUUCUCCUCUAUUCAAACUACCUGGCGAGAUCCGCAAUCUGAUUUGGGCAUAUGCCCUUGCCCCUUAUAACGACCCAGCCCACCCCUACCCGGUUGAUAGACUAUACCGUAGGCCAGACUACUGGGCGCCUCAAAAAUCCGACAUUGCGCUCCUGCGAACCUGUAAAGCCAUCUAUACCGAAUCAUGGCACUUCCCAUGGACAACGUCAGAGCUGUGCUUCUAUUUAGGAGAAUAUGAACACCAGCCUUGGAACGCCUUUGACUCAAGCUGGCGACAAGCUGGACUCCUAGAAGCGAUCUAUGAGAUGCGGGAGGACAUAAAUAUACGGCAUAUGAGAAUUUUUGCACAGUCGGUUCAGUUACAAGAUAGCGAGGAUUUGCAGUAUGUCUUGAACACCACGCAUGCUAAGCCGCGCACUGUGACAAUAACUAUCCGCCAUGCCGAUUUCUCGGGUUGGGAGUGUGACCAUAGCCUGACUCUCACUGGGAAUUGGGUACGUGAAUGUCGUUUCCCGAAAAGCGUUGAAACGAUCAGAGUGGAGUUUGAAAGCGUGGAAAGAAAAAGCGGGCAGAUCGAUGAAAUCGCAGCGCAGGCUGUAGAAAAGUGGGAAUUCGAGAGGCAAGAUAAAAGAAAGUUUUCGGCGAAAACUGUUAAUAUCGAAGGAGAAAUGGAAAUAACGUGGUGGGCAGGAGAGAGCAGUCUCGACGCGUACGGGGUGAGAUGGAUUCGAGAUAUUGGGGAGGAUGGGAAAAUGUGGUAUUUCGUCAAAGCGGUUGUCUGGAGAAUCAAAGCGGAAGGACGAGAUUGGGAAGAGUUGGAGGAGCCAGAGCUGGAGGAUGACUUGGUCGACGACGCUAGCCGCGAGACUAAUAUUGCAUUGUCGGCAAUGGAAUCUCCGACUGAAACACCUACGUCAACGGAUCAAGUCAUGGCAGUACACGAGUUAGAUAUGCUACAGAUAUCAUUCGCACUAAAGUCACUGAAGCUAUCAACCGGUUCCUGGCAAAGUAGCGACAACAUCUGUGGUGAAGGAUUAAGGGAGAUGGCUUCAAUCUGGAAACAGACACAUCCGAAUUGGCUCAGUAGAUUGACUAGGCCAGGCCACCCAGCAAGUACUAUUCGGCAUUACCUUAGCCCGCUUGGUGAAAAAUUAUGCGAAUAUUACGUCCCUGACGAACGGUGGGGAGGACUCGAGCAUCAUGACGAUAUAGAGACGCCUUUGUGGGAAACAAAAGAUCCGGAGCUUCUAGAUUUAGGCGAGGAGCCUUGGCCACUCCAUAAAGUAGGACGUAAUAGAAAGGUUCCCAAGUUCAUUUGGUGA
Orbilia oligospora ATCC 24927 is the source of this 1380-nucleotide messenger RNA. RefSeq lists its product as uncharacterized. The record is from RefSeq and is a predicted model, not a curated record. The coding region runs from base 1 to 1380 and encodes 459 amino acids. Lineage: Eukaryota; Fungi; Ascomycota; Orbiliomycetes; Orbiliales; Orbiliaceae. The transcript has a single exon.